UGGAUUAUGACAGAAGGGAAUUAGCUGUAGUUAGCUAACUUUAUAAAAACUAAUAUUUAUAUAAAAUAGAUCUUACCUUACAUAUAUCUAAUGUAUAAUGUAUCACGGUAGUUUAUUUUUAUUUUUGCAGAAACAGUGGAUAGCCGUAAUGUUUCACAACUCAUUGCAGUCGUGAAGCUAGUUAGCCAAGUUGCAAUAACUUUUGUUAGUGUUGUAGCUUGCUAGCUGACUUUCCAGCUACACAGAUUUUUAAAAAUACUUAGAAUACUAGCUAGUCAGUUCGCUGUUUUCAUGAACUACGAAGUUGCUGUGCUGUCAUACUAAACUGACUCCGUCGGGUGAAAGUCACCUAGCUACAGCUACGAUAGCUCUGUUAGUUUGCUUGGGAGUUUGCUGGAUAUUUUCUGUAGGAGUGUAGUGACGGGUGACGAGUGAUCGAAGAUGGCUGUGCCGUUUGUACAGGACUGGGAUUUGGUACAGACUCUGGGUGAAGGUGCAUAUGGAGAAGUGCGGCUGCUGGUGAACAGGAAGACGGAGGAGGCGGUGGCAGUGAAGGUGCUGGACGCGUCGCGGGCCAAGGACUGCCCGGAGAUCAUCCGGAAGGAGGUGUGCAUCCACAAGAUGCUGUCGCACCCCAACAUCGUGCGCUUCUUCGGGCACCGGCACGAGGGACACACGCGCUACCUCUUCCUGGAGUACUGCAGCGGGGGGGAGCUCUUCGACCGCAUCGAGCCGGACGUGGGCAUGCCUGAGAAAGAAGCUCAGCGUUUCUUCCAGCAGCUGAUUGCAGGCGUGGAGUACCUGCACAGUGUGGGGAUCACACACAGAGACAUAAAGCCAGAGAACAUUCUCCUGGAUGACAAAGAUAACGUGAAGAUCUCGGACUUCGGGCUGGCCACCAUGUUCCGCCAUAGCGGGCGGGAGCGGAGGCUGUCUCGGCUCUGCGGGACGCUGCCCUACGUGGCCCCGGAGCUGAUGAGCCGCGCAGAGUUCAGCGCCCAGCCCGCAGACACCUGGGCCUGCGGCAUUGUCCUCACCGCCAUGCUGGCUGGAGAGCUGCCGUGGGACCAGCCCACUGAAAGCUGUCAGGAGUACUCUGAUUGGCUGCAGAAGAACACCUACCUCACACCCUGGAAGAAGAUUGACGCCAUGCCUCUUAGUCUGUUGACCAAGAUUCUGUUGCAUGACGCAGAGAAGAGGAUCACCAUCCCUGACAUCAAGAAGGACCGCUGGUUCUGCAAGAGCUUCAAGACGGAGGUGAAGCGGCAGACUGACUCUCUGGGUCAUGUGACCAAGCUUCUGCGGUCCGACUCUGAACAGGCCCCCCUCUCCCGCACCGGCAGUGAGGACCGGGCGCAGAUAUCCAGCUCCCAGCCGGAGCCAGUGGGCAUGUGGUCCUGGGACUCCGGCAUUACCGUCAGUGACCACACGGGGGCGCUGCAGGUCAGCUUCUCCCAGCCGGCCUGCGCUGACCACAUGCUGCUGGGCAGCCAGCUCCUGGGCACGCCUGGGUCCAGUCAGACGCCGUGGCAGCGCCUGGUUCGGAGGAUGACGCGGUUCUUCACCACUCUGGGGCUGGAGCCUUCCUGCGCCUCUCUCAGAGACACCUGCGCAAACAUGGGCCACACCUGGAAACAGACCUGCACCAAUCAGGCAACCGUCUCCACAAUGGAUCGUCGUAACAACAAGCUGAUCUUCAAGGUGCACUUCCUGGAAAUGGAGGAGAGGAUUUUGGUGGACUUCAGGCUCUCAAAGGGCGACGGCUUGGAGUUCAAGAGGCUCUUCCUGAAAAUCAAGCGGCAGCUCAAUGACGUCAUCAGCAGCCAGAAAGUGUCGCUACCCGUCACAUGACGGGGGAGACCGAAGCACAGACUCGCCCAUGCCUGCACCCGCACCGCCACACACACUGUACACGCAUGUUUCCCUGAAGAGCAGGGCAAGGCCUGUCCUUCACUCACACCAUUCACUGCUCCACUGUUCCGUUUCCUGUCAACCCUUCUAAUCCGUCAGAUGUGAAAUGGGUGUCAGAGCCAUCCUGUUACCUUUUUCGUCAUACCCCUGGCAGUAUUCUGAGCGGUUUUGCAAAUGAUUUUAUAUGAAAUUACUGUAUUUGGAUCUUGCAGAAGUGCAGACCCUUUUGUCGUAGAUAAAGUGAUGUUCUCGUAAUGGGGAGGAGAAAUGAAUGAGUCAGUUCAGGGCGAAGCCACCACGUGUUUGGUUGGCCGAUCGGUUCACCGAUGGA
Conger conger (European conger) is the source of this 2242-nucleotide messenger RNA. RefSeq names its product checkpoint kinase 1 (gene chek1). Lineage: Eukaryota; Metazoa; Chordata; Actinopteri; Anguilliformes; Congridae. Gene Ontology annotation, biological process: DNA damage checkpoint signaling; protein phosphorylation; microtubule cytoskeleton organization. The record is from RefSeq and is a predicted model, not a curated record. Bases 442 to 1851 code for a protein of 469 amino acids. The transcript has 13 exons. Gene Ontology annotation, molecular function: tau-protein kinase activity; protein serine/threonine kinase activity; ATP binding. Gene Ontology annotation, cellular component: cytoplasm.